CGGGGCUGAGUAGGCGGCUUUGGCCCGGGGCGAGCGAAGGAGGGAGCGGAGCCGGAGCCGGAGCCGGAGCCGGCUGGCUGGCGCCACCCUGCUCGGGAUGGCAGAAGACCAGGAGCCCCCUCAGCUGGGCCAGGUGGCCCCCGAGCCUGUGGCUCAGCCCUGCAACAGCAACACCUACCGAAGCGCGCAGCAUUCCCAGUCCCUGCUCAGCGGGCUGUUGGCUCUUCGAGACAGCGGGAUCCUCUUUGAUGUUGUCUUGGUGGUGGAAGGCAAACAAAUAGAAGCCCAUCGCAUCCUUCUGGCCGCGUCCUGUGACUACUUCCGAGGCAUGUUUGCCGGAGGACUGCGGGAGAUGGAGCAGGAAGAGGUCCUGAUCCACGGCGUUUCCUAUAACGCCAUGUGCCAGAUUCUGAAUUUCAUUUACACUUCGGAGCUGGAACUCAGUCUGCACAAUGUCCAGGAGACCCUGGUGGCUGCCUGCCAACUUCAGAUCCCAGAAAUCAUCCAUUUCUGCUGCGACUUCCUCAUGUCCUGGGUGGACGACGAGAACAUCCUGGACGUGUACAAGCUGGCUGACCUCUUCGAGCUGGGCCGGCUGACGGAGCAGCUGGACUCCUACAUCCUCAGGAACUUUGUGGCCUUCUGUAGGACUGACAAGUACCGCCAGCUGCCCCUCGACAAGGUCUACGCCCUGCUCAGCAGCGACCGGCUGGAGGUCAGCUGCGAGAACGAGGUCUACGAGGGCGCGCUGCUCUACCACUACACUCAGGAGCAGAUCGAGACCGACCAGGUGUCUCUGCUGGAGCCGCCCAAGCUGCUGGAGACCGUGCGCUUCCCCCUCAUGGAGCUCCAGCUCCUGCAGAAACUCCACGACAAGCUGAGCCCCUGCCCGCUGCGAGACACGGUGGGCAGCGCCCUGUGUUACCACCGCCAGGAGAUCCUGCAGCCCAGCCUGCAGAGCUCCCACACGGCCCUGCGCUCCGAGUUCCGCUGUGUGGUGGGCUUUGGGGGCAUGCACUCGACCCCCUCUACGGUCCUCAGCGACCAGGCCAAGUACCUGCACCCCACGCUGGGGGAGUGGCGCCACUUCACCGCCGCCCUGGCGCCCCGCAUGUCCAAUCAGGGCGUGGCCGUGCUGCACAACUUCGUGUACCUGAUCGGCGGGGACAACAACGUCCGAGGCUUCCGCGCUGAGUCCCGCUGUUGGAGGUACGAUCCGAGGCACAACAGGUGGUUUCAGAUCCAGUCCCUGCAGCGAGAGCAUGCCGACCUGUGUGUGUGCGUCCUGGGCAAGCACAUCUAUGCCGUGGCUGGGCGGGACUACCACGCGGACCUGAAGGAGGUGGAGCGCUAUGACCCCGGCACCAAUACGUGGGACUACGUGGCGCCCCUCAAGAGAGAGGUAUAUGCCCACGCGGGGGCCGCUCUGGACGGGAAGAUGUACAUCACCUGUGGACGGCGAGGUGAGGACUAUCUCAAGGAACUGCACUGCUAUGACCCAGACGCCAACUGCUGGGAGGCGCUGGCCGACAGCCCCAUCCGGCGCGCCUGGCACGGCAUGGCCACCCUGCUGGGCAAACUGUACGUGAUCGGCGGCAGCAACAAUGACUCAGGCUACCGGAGGGACGUCCACCAGGUUGUGUGCUACAGCCCCAGCACCAGGCAGUGGACAGCAGUCUACCCACUCCCAGCUGGGCAUGGCGAGCCGGGCAUCGCCGUCCUGGACAAUAAGAUCUACGUUUUGGGGGGCCGCUCCCACAACCGAGGCAGCCGCAUGAGCUAUGUCCACAUCUACGAUGUGGAGAAGGACUGCUGGGAAGAGGGGCCUCAGCUGGAGAACGCCAUCUCUGGCCUGGCAGCGUGCGUGCUCACUCUGCCCAGAUCUCUGCUCACAGACCCUACCCGGCGAACCCCUGGCUGGCACCCGGACCGGGGGCAGCGGGACCCUGACCUGGGCUCAGAGGUGAUGAGCGUGUCUGACUGGGAGGAGUUUGAUAACUCCAGUGAGGACUGAACCUCUUGGUUUUUAGAAGGAAGGAGAGCGGCGACCUUGGGAAGUGAGGAAGUCUCUGGUGCAAGAAAGACUUAGCACUUGAGACCUGGCUGCCUCACCGCCAUCUCUGCACCUCUGAAGAUGUUAAAGGAAGGUCAGAUGCCUUCCAAUAUGUCUUUCUCAUCACUGGCCACAUGUGACUCAGAACUCGCCCAGGCCCCGGAGCUCUUUGAGGAAAGGGAUCUGGACAAUGUGGCAAGAUGUGCAAAUGAAGGAUUUUAAAAAAGAGAUUUUAAACCUUUGAGAGUGACAUUGUAGAUCUCCCUCCUGCUUGGGCAGACUGGCGGCCAGGUUCCUUGAGGAAGGAAUCCUCUUUCCGAAGCGGAGGCUUCUGGAAGCAGGGCGUGGAGCUGACCGAUGGAGGCAUUCUAAAGGAGAACAAGCACUCUGACCCUGUGGGGUAGACACCAGCAUGCCGCAAGGCACAGAGCAAGCCUCAGUAGGCAGGAGGCUUAGAACCGGUUCUGAAGACGGAAAGGGCAUGGAUUGCUGGGGGGAGGGGGGCUUUUUCAAAACCAUACGGUUCAUAAAUGAAAUAAUAAAAUCCUAUAGGAGGUCUUUAUUGCAUUCCUA
Molecule: messenger RNA, 2626 nt
Organism: Vombatus ursinus (common wombat)
Lineage: Eukaryota; Metazoa; Chordata; Mammalia; Diprotodontia; Vombatidae
Gene: KLHL22
Product: kelch like family member 22
Exons: 7
Coding region: 98-2014 (638 amino acids)
Biological process (GO): proteasome-mediated ubiquitin-dependent protein catabolic process; protein monoubiquitination; cell division
Cellular component (GO): polar microtubule; Cul3-RING ubiquitin ligase complex; nucleus
Molecular function (GO): protein binding
Source: RefSeq, a predicted model, not a curated record